AUGCGUGUGGGUGAUGGGGUGGAGUGGCCGCUGUUCUGGGUUAAUAGGCCUCCAGAGCACCCCCGUCAUGCAAACGCGCUUUCGCGGCUUCCGCCAGCCAGUCCAGCCCACCACCGACAUCUCUCCACGUCCAUCCGCAUCGUCCGCGUAGUCGUUGUCUGCAUCGUCCGUGCCUUUCUGGUUUCUCUACAGCUGUACAGAUACAGCACCCACAGCAGCUUCAACUGCCACGGCAACUCGCCUCUAGCACCGCACAUCCUGACGUGUCGCGAGACGGCCUUUGCGCCGUUUGCAUUGGGGGCGCAGAACAUCCAUGCCCUAGAGUGGUACUACGUGAUGCGUCCGCCGCAUCUUGACGUCUUUCCCCACCGCCUGGGCCAGCAUGCUGCCCGGGAGUCCUUGACAGAACUUUGGGCUCUGAUUCUGCAUUCGCGAUAUUCUCGCACACCACCCUGUACCCUCGCACGUUCUCUCCACGACAUGAGAUGGCAGGCUGCACGACACUGCCACUCGACGCUCGGAUGCAGAGAGUUUCCCUGCCAGACGUGCAUGUUUUGCACAUGGCGAGCUGGCAAACUCGAGGCGCAGACUUUGCAGCUCGAUCAGCCACGCCAGGCGGACAAAGUCAGAGCGUGGCGCCAGCCCAUCGGCUGCUUCCAUCGCUUCCGGCGAUCAUCAUCCCCCCACUGCGGUCACCUUAUUUGUCCUGCUAUCACGCAUCCAGCUGGGGGACCCGGAAUGAUUGGACAGAGACGCAUCGCCAGCCGUCGAACCAUCGCGAUGACCAAAGGAUUAUUCCAUCGCACGAGAGCUGGCCAAGACGCGACUGACUCCAGCGUACGGAGUCCGGUUCUGCUCAUUUCCUCAGAUUGUCAACCGAAAAAAAGUGUCCCACCCGUCGUCAUUAAACAGUCGCUCGCUGGCCCGGAAACGCGCUCGAUUGAACACGAGGGGUUGUCUGAGCUUGACUCUCAAAGGAGCUCCAGAGGGCGGAUACUGUCAAGGGAGCUCUGGACCUCCCAUGUCACUGGAGUGACAGCGUUUGGACGUUGCGCCAUUGUCUCGCGAUCGCAGCCAGUCAUCAUCCUGCUCAUCCUGGGAAUCGUGAAGUCUUGCAUUCGCUAA
Molecule: messenger RNA, 1125 nt
Organism: Colletotrichum lupini
Lineage: Eukaryota; Fungi; Ascomycota; Sordariomycetes; Glomerellales; Glomerellaceae
Exons: 8
Coding region: 1-1125 (374 amino acids)
Source: RefSeq, a predicted model, not a curated record